AUGGCCGGGGAGUUCGGGCUCAUCCAGCUGGGCACCUACGUGGAGAUCAAGCGUAGCGAUGGGCGCAUCCAUCCGGCACUGGUGACAGAGCUCCAUGAAAGCACCUCCAGCAUCACUGUGGAGUGGAUUGAGAAAGGGACCAACAAGGGCAAGCAGGUGGAUCUCCAGCUCAUCUUUGACCUCAACCCUCACCUGGCCCCAAGGAGCCCGUCCACGAGCAGCAUCGAGGCCCCACUGUCAGCCAAAGGAGACCAGAGCCAGGUGAGUGAAGGGCGGCCACAGCCCAUCAAAGUGGAGAAGCCGUCUGGGGACAGCAGGGGCCCUGUAGCAGUCCAGCUUGGCUCCAGACCCAGGUGGACAUCACCAGGCAUGUGGCAGAUUGAAAGGCUGCGAGAACAGCGGGAACGCCAUCGGCUGGGGAUGCAGGAACAGCGAGCUCAGCAGGCCACCGCGUCACUCCAGUCCAGGGCCAAUGUGCUGGCCAUGAUCCAGGAGUGCCGCAGCCAGCUGGACUGCAAGGCACUGCAGGCCUCCAUGCCCCGGCAGCCCCAUCGCAUCUGUGUGUGUGUCCGGAAACGGCCACUGAACCAGCGGGAGGUUGAGCUCAAUGACAUUGAUGUGGUGAUGGUGCCCUGCCAGGACGUGGUGAUGGUGCAUGAAGCCAAGCAGAAGCUGGACCUCACGCAGUAUCUGGACAACCAGAUCUUCCGCUUUGACUAUGCCUUUGAUGACCAUGCCACCAACGAGCUGGUGUACAGGCACACCGCCCAGCCCCUGGUGGAGACCAUCUUCCGGGGGGGCAUGGCCAGUUGCUUUGCCUACGGCCAGACAGGCAGCGGCAAGACACAUACCAUGAGGGGAGGCUUCUCUAGCAAGAGCUCUGAGUGCUCCAAGGGGAUCUACAUCCUGGUUGCUGAGGACGUCUUCCGCAGGCUGAAGGACCCUAGCUGCCUGAUACUGGAGCUUCGAGUCUAUGGGGCCUUCUUUGAGAUUUAUGGGGGCAAAGUGUUUGACCUGCUGAACUCGAAGAAGCGGCUGAGGGUGCUAGAAGAUGGGAAGCAUCAGAUCCAAGUGGUGGGCCUUAGGGAGGAAGAGGUCACGAGCGUGGAAGAUGUCAGCAAACUGAUUGAAAUGGGCAGCAAGUGUCGCACGUCAGGCCACACUUCUGCCAACACUCACUCCUCCCGGAGCCAUGCCAUCUUCCAGAUCAUACUCAAGAAGAGAGGGCAUUUGUAUGCCAAGUUUUCGCUGAUUGAUUUGGCUGGGAAUGAGAGAGGAGCUGACAUCUCCACUGCAGACAGGCAAACGAGGCUGGAGGGGGCUGAUAUUAAUAAAAGCCUCUUGGCACUCAAGGAGUGCAUCAGGGCACUGGGAUGUAACAAAGCUCACACCCCAUUCAGGGCUAGCAAACUCACCCAGGUCCUGCGGGACUCAUUUAUAGGGGAAAACUCACGUACCUGCAUGAUUGCCACUGUCUCUCCAGGGAUGAGAUCCUGCGAGCACAGCCUUAACACCCUGCGGUAUGCCAACUGCGUGAAGGAGCUGGUGGUGAAUUUAAACUCCCUUGGACAAUCCCGUCAGGAGAACUGCCCUGGGACACCUGAGUUACAGCUUUCUGGGGUACAGCCUGACAAGGAGGUAUCACCCCAGUUAUUUACUUUCAAUGCCAAAGGAAAACCGCGGAAGAAGAGAAAAGAGACAGAUGAGAAAGUGCUUCUGGGGGAGCAUCAGGAGUCUCUGCGAUGGUUCAAGGCGUUCUUAGAGGUGGCUGAAGAAAUAGACUACAAUGUGGAUUUUUAUGCUGCGCAGUUUGAAUCAGUCCUGGGUCAAAAAAUUGGCACCCUAACCGAGAUUCAAGAAAAAGUCAAAUUAUUCCGGUCAGUUCUUUGCAAGGAAGAACAGGGCAGCAACCAGAGCUGCAUGAAGAGAUCUCGUGCGCUGUAA
Molecule: messenger RNA, 1944 nt
Organism: Cygnus atratus (black swan)
Lineage: Eukaryota; Metazoa; Chordata; Aves; Anseriformes; Anatidae
Gene: KIF2B
Product: kinesin family member 2B
Exons: 2
Coding region: 1-1944 (647 amino acids)
Biological process (GO): microtubule-based movement
Molecular function (GO): microtubule motor activity; ATP binding; microtubule binding
Source: RefSeq, a predicted model, not a curated record